Alternaria atra is the source of this 732-nucleotide messenger RNA. RefSeq lists its product as uncharacterized. Gene Ontology annotation, molecular function: iron-sulfur cluster binding; iron ion binding. The record is from RefSeq and is a predicted model, not a curated record. Gene Ontology annotation, biological process: iron-sulfur cluster assembly. The transcript has 2 exons. Lineage: Eukaryota; Fungi; Ascomycota; Dothideomycetes; Pleosporales; Pleosporaceae. Gene Ontology annotation, cellular component: mitochondrion. Bases 1 to 732 code for a protein of 243 amino acids.
AUGUUCAUCCAAACCGAGCCAACACCAAACGCCGAUGCUUUAAAGUUCAACCCCAACCAGCGCGUCCUCCCAGAGUCGAUCUCCUCUCCCUUCCUCGAAUACCUCAAUCCCCGCUCCACCCUCGCCCCACCGCACCCCUCUCCCCUCGCCGCCCAACUCCUCAACAUCGACGGCGUAACCAGCGUCUUCUUCGGUGCCGACUACAUUACCGUGACCAAGGACUCGUCCACACCUUGGAGCCACGUCAAGCCCGAGGUCUUCGCCCUCAUCAACGAAUACAUGACCUCGGGCCAGCCCAUUGUCAACACUGUUGCCGCAAAAGCCGGUGAGCAAGGUCAAGGCGGUCAAGACGCCGACAGUCUGGCAUACGACGAAAACGACGACGAAGUCAUCGGCAUGAUCAAAGAACUCCUCGACACGCGCGUCCGCCCCGCUAUCCAAGAAGACGGCGGCGACAUUGAAUUCCGCGGCUUCAACGACGGCCAGGUACUGCUUAAGCUGAGGGGUGCGUGCCGUACCUGUGAUUCUAGUACUGUGACACUGAAGAAUGGUAUUGAGAGUAUGUUGAUGCAUUACAUUGAGGAGGUCAAGGGGGUGCAGCAGGUGUUGGAUCAGGAGGAGGAGAUUGCUAUCAAGGAGUUUGCAAAGUUUGAGGAGAAGCUUAGGCAGCAGAAGGGGCCGGAAGCUGUGGCGGGUACGGUUGGGAAGGGCAGUUUGGAUUAUGUGGAGUAG